AUAUACUGUUAUAGACUUUUGAGCCGUUAAAUACAGAUAGAUGGAAAGGCAUAACAUAUAUUGGAUAUUAACGUUAAUCCUCCAUUGGAUAGCUAUUAAUCCAACGGAAACUUAUAUAACAUGGAUCGCUACAAGAUUACCCUUAAAAGUUAUUAUAUAAUAUAAACAAAUUUAAUCAAAAAGUACAAAGAAAAUUAGAUGACGUUAUAAAUGAAAAAAAAUAGAAUUUUGAUUAUAUGGGUUUGUGUGUGUGUUUUUUUUUAUUAUAGGGUAAUCCUUCGCCGCCGGGUUCCCCUUGGCCUCUGCCUCAAAAGUGGAUGAAUUCAACGUCGCUCCUAACCUUUUCUCUCCCAAUAACGUUCACAAGCACGUUUUCGUGUGAUGUCAUCGACGAGGCAAAGAAGAGAUACGCUAAUCUAAUAAAUAGGCAACUAGAAGGCGGAAAACCAGUUGAUGGGAUAAAAAGGUUGGGAACAGUUCGAUUACAAAUCGAAAAUAGAACUUGCCAAAAUUCUUAUCCCAAUAUACAAUCUAACGAAGCUUGUAAGCCAAGAAAUUAUCAAUUCUAAAUAAAAUAAAGUUUAUAAGUAAAUCAACAAUUCUCUCUCUCUCUCUCUCUCUCUUAAGAUUCCAUACAUAUCGUUGAAGAUGAGAGUGUCAUCCGUUCGGUAACGAUUUGGGGAAUGUUGAGAGGUUAUAUCAUCAAAUUCUAAUUAUUUGAGUUUCCUUAAGUAUACAUCAUUUCAAUUCUACCCUCUUAAUUUGUCUAUCUAGGUUUAGAAACUUUCAGCCAACUAGUCUAUAAGCGCAACAAAGACGCUGGGAACCUGAUCAAUGUAACGAAUAUUGAAGAUUACCCUAGAUAUGCCCAUAGGGGCGUAAUGCUUGAUACUGCUCGACAUUUUAUGCCUAUGAAAACCAUUACUAAAAUUCUCGAUGCUAUGUCAUAUAACAAGUUCAAUGUGUUCCAUUGGCAUGUAGUUGACGAUCAAUCCUUUCCCUAUACACUGAGAAAGUUUCCGGAAAUGGCUGAAAAGGGCGCUUAUCACCCGAAACUUGUUUAUACUAGGGAUGAUAUUGAAAGGAUAAAGAGGGAAGCUAGAUUAAGAGGAAUUCGAGUAAUUCCCGAAUUUGAUACACCCGGUCAUACUUUUUCUUGGGGUAAGUCUUUCCCAGAGCUAUUGACCCCUUGCUGGGGCCAAGGUCGUCCUGAUACGCCAAAUUAUCCCCAUCAUGGGCCUCGAGAAAUAAUAAACCCAACCUUGGAAAGUACAUUUGAUUUUAUGAGAGAUCUUUAUAUGGAAAUAAGAGACGAUUUUCCGGAUGAGUACGUUCAUUUAGGAAUGGACGAAGCUUAUUACGCAUGCUGGCAAUCGAGUCCAAACGUCUCAGAUUGGAUGUCAAAAAGAAACAUGUCGACGUACAAUCAAAUAGAACAGUAUUAUUCAGAGAGACUAAUUAAAAUAGUUGACAAAAUAGGCCUAAAGUCAAUAGUAUGGCAAGAUCCCCUUGAGAAUAACGUAACAUUUAAUAAAGAGACGAUUAUACAAGUAUGGAAAGAUAAGAAGAACGAUGUUAAUAAUCCUUCAGUUAAAAAUUGGGAAGAAUACGCUCAAGAAGUUGCUAAAUUGGGUUACAAUUUUAUUCUCUCUUCUCCAUGGUAUUUAAAUAUGAUAAGCUAUGGACAGGAUUGGAGGAACUACUAUGAAAUUGAGCCAACAGAUUUUACAUCUAAUGAAAACGAAAAGAAACUGGUAAAAGGAGGAGAAGCAUGUAUGUGGGCAGAGUAUGUUGAUGGUACCAAUAUACACUCAAGAAUAUGGCCAAGAGCAUCGGCAAUAGCAGAACGUCUUUGGAGUGCUAAAAAUGCUGAUAAUAUUGAAGAUGCUAAAUUUAGAUUAGACGAGCAUCGUUGCAGAAUGAUAAGACGUGGAAUACCUGCCCAACCUAUAUUGAACGGUCAUUGUAAUGGAGAAGAAUGGGAGUACGAAAGCAAGGAACAACCGCCACAACAAUCUGUAGCAAUUUCCAAUUAUUACAAUGCCAUAUUGAUUACGUUAAUUAUUACUAAUUUCUUUUCCUCAUUCAUUCUAUCAAGAUAAAGAGAGACUACAUUGAUUUUCCAAUUAAAUCCUCUUUAUAAGGGACAAAAACAAAAUCGUAAAGAUAUAUGUUUUAUAAAAAGGUUAAUAUACUUAAUUUGCCAUACGUGCUAAAAGUGACCAAAUUAUAUCUUUUAUUUACAUAAGAAUACAACAAAUACUAGUAUUCUCUUUUCUCUUUUUCAUGCUAAGGUAUAUUCAUGUUUUACUGGUGACUAUUCACAAUAAAGGAAAUAUAGCAUAGGAUGAAUAAUAAAAGGAAAUUCUGAGUUGCACGGAUUACUAUGACGCUUUUUGUGCAAAAGUUUUUACGUAUAAUUUAUUAUAGUGUUGCUUUGCUUUGACUUUACAUAUUAGUAUUAAUAUGAUAUACGUAUAUACAAAUCCUAUAUCUCCAUAUAUAUUUCAAUGAAAUUGAUAAGAUAUAAUCGAUUGCGACCAAUUGAUACUAAAUAACUGUUGAUAUUAAUAAUCUAUAUAAUUACCGCGUCAAUCAGUUAUAUUAUAACAUCUAAUAUUAAUUAAAUAAGAUUUAAUGGAUAUAAAUAUUUAGAUAUAUUGUAAAAUAAAGUCAGUUUACGACUUUUCUUUAGUUAGUAAUUAUGUGUUUUCGUGAUUUUGCGUAGACCAUUAAGAGGGGAAAGAAAAUUCAUACACCAUAUAUUCACAUAUUAUAUACAGUAUAUAAAAAUGUAGCAUUUAUUUUUACGCAUUUAUUUACAUACAUAAAAAAAAUCUUUAAAAAUCGAUCACCGAGUAGGAAAACAAUGAAACACCUGUUAGCACGGAAAGUGAAAUAGAGCGAACGGAACGGAGAGCGAAAGAAGGAGAUAUCGAAUUAUUUUGGUAGGAGUGGUUUAUUUUUCUUUAUUCGUCGUAUGACAUUAAUGUUCCUUUUGUUCCAAUUUUUACACUCCUUCAUUCAAUUCCACACGUAUUCUAAAACUUGUUAGUAUAAUAAAGUUACUUAGAUUUUUUGUUUGAUACUUAAAAUUCAUAAAAAGAAACUUAUAGUCUAC
Messenger RNA from Dimorphilus gyrociliatus, 3121 nucleotides. The record is from the annotation of a GenBank genome assembly. NCBI's taxonomy places the organism in Eukaryota, Metazoa, Annelida, Polychaeta, Dinophilidae.